AACAUAAGGGUCCAUUUAUACCAUUUUCAUUUUUCACCAAAACUUUCAUUACAAGCAGUCGAGAGCUAUAGUUCCUUUUUGCUUGUUUCUUUUCCUUUUCCCCAGUUCUCCAUUAGAAGAACCCCACCCCGCGUCAUCUCGUUUCGAAAGCUUUGAUUUCUCAAAAUUCUCCAUUGAAAAAACAUUUGCAGUCUCUCUCUCUCCCUCUCUGUCUCUGUGAAAAUUAAGAGAAACGCCAAAAUGAAUAGUGUGAUUACUGAAGUUGCAGCGCUACUUAAACGCCGUUGCUCUGCUGGAAAACGCAAACCCAAGUUUUUCAAGAGAAGAGUCAAGAUAAAAGCAAAACGGAGAAGUAAAAAAGCAGUAGCUGUUAAAGGAGAAGAAGGAGUUAGCCCACUGGUGAAGAAGUAUUGGGUCCAAAGAUAUGAUCUUUUCUUAAGAUAUGACGAAGGAAUUAAGAUGGAUGAAGAGGGCUGGUUUUCGGUUACGCCGGAGCAGAUUGCCGUCAGGCAUGCCGCCCGCUGUGGAGGCGGUGUCGUCAUUGAUGCUUUCGCUGGUGUUGGUGGCAAUGCUAUCCAAUUUGCAACUAUGUGUCAUCAUGUCAUUGCAAUUGAUAUUGACCCUAGAAAAGUUGCAUUGGCUUUUGAAAAUGCAAAGGUAUACGGUGUUGAAGAGCAUAUUGAUUUCAUUGUGGGAGACUUUUUCCAACUGGCCCCAUCCUUGAAGGGGAACGUAGUAUUUCUUUCACCUCCAUGGGGUGGUCCAGCAUAUAAGGCAAAUGAAACUUUUACCCUCGACUUACUGAAGCCAAAAAAUGGUUAUUCAUUGUUCCAAGUUGCUCAAAGCAUAACACCAAAUGUCAUUAUGUAUUUGCCUCGUAAUGUGGACUUACAGCAAGUUGAAGGGCUUUCUUGGUUGUCUUCUCCCCCUAUGAAAGUCGAGAUUGAAGAGAAUAUGCUUCAUGGAAGGUUGAAGAGCAUAACUGCUUAUUUUGGUGAUAUCGUGUUCUAAACCUCAGCAUGUAUGAACUCUAACCGGAAUCUAACAAUGCCCUUUUUAAUUUUAUGUAUCUCUAUAUCCAUCAAAGUCUGUUCAAUCGAAGACUCUGUACAUAUGAAAAUAUAUGGUCUCCGGUUGACUCCUGCUGUUUUAGAACUUCAUGUUAAUUCAGUUACGAAUUACGAUGGAUUACAGGAUUAGCACCGUAUAUGGCCAAGUGCAUGCUGCUGAGCUGAUUAAUGAGGAUGAAAUUAGAAGUUUCCGGCAUUGUAUUGCUGAUUAAUGAAGACAAAACUGUAGAUUUUGCUAUUUAGUACUUUAGAACAAAAAAGAGAGGGAAAAUAGUAAGAGUUGAUUCUUCUAUGUACAAACAUAUGUAAUAUGUAUAUCUUGUCUUGCUAGGUCAGUUUGAGAGUGACUUUUUCACUAAAUAAAGUAUUUUAUCUGUGCGUAUGCAAUAUCUGGAAGGAAAGGGAUGUGUCUAUUAA
Messenger RNA from Nicotiana tabacum (common tobacco), 1487 nucleotides. The record is from RefSeq and is a predicted model, not a curated record. Lineage: Eukaryota; Viridiplantae; Streptophyta; Magnoliopsida; Solanales; Solanaceae.